Molecule: messenger RNA, 1432 nt
Organism: Suillus discolor
Lineage: Eukaryota; Fungi; Basidiomycota; Agaricomycetes; Boletales; Suillaceae
Exons: 4
Coding region: 116-1195 (359 amino acids)
Biological process (GO): protein polyubiquitination; positive regulation of proteasomal ubiquitin-dependent protein catabolic process; ubiquitin-dependent protein catabolic process
Cellular component (GO): cytoplasm; ubiquitin ligase complex
Molecular function (GO): ubiquitin protein ligase activity; ubiquitin conjugating enzyme binding; zinc ion binding
Source: RefSeq, a predicted model, not a curated record
CUAACCCAUUAGAAAUUGUUGAGGAGUCUGAGCAAGCUAAUUACAGGGUAUGAUUAUCAUUAGGGGCUACUGAAAUGAUUACGUCUGGUUCUUCAAAGCUUCAUCUCUUGCCACCAUGAACGUCUCUGGUCCCUCGCGACUGCGUGGUCCACGUCCGGUCCCUGGUUCAAGAGAAAAAGACAGCUAUGAGGAUCUUACCCGUACGAUCGCUGAGCUAGGUCUUUCUGAUGUCGAGAGAUUGCAGAGCCUAUAUGAUCACAAAGAGCGUCGAGCAAAGGGGCCCUCUGAUCGCGAAGUUGCUAUCGUAUUGUUGAUGCAGAAUGCCCGAGAACUUGCGCAGUUUAAUGCUGAUCUGGCACUCGCCCAGCGACUUGCUGUUGAUGGAGAUGAGGAGCCUGAUCCUACAGUUAGGCCAGCAACAGCUGUUGCUCUCCAACGCGACAUUGAAAGAACUAGAUCAAACAUGCAAACAUGGAGUCAAUUGCUUGACUCCUUUCUUUUGACGCCCGUAUCAAGUGGUCAGACAACACCAACCCCAGGUCAAGCGCCGACUAUAACGGCUAGAUGUCCUCAUCGUAGGGCAACUGGUCACAUCUGUGUGAUUUGUCAUGAUCCUAUCUUUGGAGAGGAAGUUCUGGCACCAUGUAAUCACUUCUUCGAUAUCAGCUGCAUCAUCGACCUAUUCCGGUCAGCCAUGCGCGACGAGCGCCUGUUUCCUCCUCGGUGUUGCCAUCAGAACAUUCCGCUACCGCAAGUUCGGCCUCACUUGACGCAGGCAUUCCUUACUGAGUUUGAACUCAAAGCCCAAGAAUAUGGGACUCUGAAGCGCGUUUAUUGUGUCGAAUCAACGUGCAGCCGUUUUCUCGGACCAUUACAUGACGGGGGUUCCUCAAAGAUCUUUACAUGCCCGUCCCCUACAUGCAUGACGAUGACAUGUGGAAAAUGUCGUGGGAGAUACAAAAGAUUCACCCACUCCUGCACUCCCGAUGCAGAGACUGAGGUUGUACUCACGCUUAGCCGCGCCUCAGGAUGGUCCCGUUGCCCAGGCUGCGCUCAGAUGAUUGAGCUUAGCGUAGGGUGUUUCCAUAUGAGCUGCCGAUGCAAGACGGAGUUCUGCUAUCUGUGCAGAGCAUUGUGGAAGACUUGCAAGUGUCCCCGAUGGGACGAGUCUAGGCUGCUUGCUCGCGCACAGUGAGAUCGUGGGGUGAGUGCUCUGCUACAGUUGUGGAGCAUGCUCAUCUUCCUCGAGAGGCACCUGGAAUGAAUGGUUGAGUCACCGCUUGUUACUUGCUGCCAAAAUUCCCCUGGCUCACGUAAAGUACUGGUUUGGUGUUGGUAUUCCGGAGAGGAAAUACGAUGAUCACUGGAAGCAGCCAUCAGGGAGGAACAAUCAAUAUAUACAUUCCGCAAAAAGUAUGAAUUUUAAGGUCCU